Molecule: messenger RNA, 741 nt
Organism: Exserohilum turcica Et28A
Lineage: Eukaryota; Fungi; Ascomycota; Dothideomycetes; Pleosporales; Pleosporaceae
Exons: 5
Coding region: 1-741 (246 amino acids)
Source: RefSeq, a predicted model, not a curated record
AUGGCGCUGUCUUUAGAGGAAAUCAUCCGCGAAUUCCGAGAUCGUGAGAGGGAUAAGCAUAUCACCACGGCCGUGUGGUACAUCGUUGUGGCCGUUGCUUUAGCUUCAUCAGGUGCAGGACCCGAUGUUGUACAGCUGUACCAAGCAGCGAUACAACAAAUAGAUUUGGAUGACCAGAAGAUUGUUCAACGGCGCAUCAAAGAGGCUAUACUGAAAACGAGCGCUUUGUAUGGCGUUCCGAGGUCAUUGCAAGCAUUGCUCCCACUAUUCAGCACACUAAAGGAUGAAGAGAUUGAUCAUUACGGCCCACGAUGGGAGGCCGCGCAGGCUGAUCCAGCGAGCCGCGCGAUACAUGAGAAAACUCGACACGAAAAGGCACGGCGGUACUUCGAUACAGUGUGGACGCCCGCUGCCGCGCAAGCUAACAGGGAUAAAAAUUUCAAAUAUCACCCCGACCUGUACCUACUCAAUACUCAACUAGUGUAUGAGUACUAUUUCUCCGAGGAUGCUAUUCUCAACCCAGUAGAAACGCAGAUGUGCAACAUAGCAGCUUUAAUUUGCUGCAACUGUCCUGUCCAAGCUAUGUGGCACACCCGUGGGCUUAUAAACCAUGGAGGAACUAUAAAUCAGGCGGAAUUCUCCCAUGAGCUCGGUGUUGCCAUCGCUACGUUGUAUGAAUGUAAAAUUGGUGACCUCACGCCAGUGAGCCAGAUUGACUUUGAAAACUAUCCGACUCACUGA